Venustampulla echinocandica is the source of this 945-nucleotide messenger RNA. RefSeq lists its product as uncharacterized. Gene Ontology annotation, biological process: transcription by RNA polymerase II. Lineage: Eukaryota; Fungi; Ascomycota; Leotiomycetes; Helotiales; Pleuroascaceae. The record is from RefSeq and is a predicted model, not a curated record. The transcript is spliced from 4 exons. Gene Ontology annotation, cellular component: SAGA complex. Gene Ontology annotation, molecular function: transcription coregulator activity; protein heterodimerization activity. The coding region runs from base 1 to 945 and encodes 314 amino acids.
AUGGCUGACAAAACGCAAAAGUAUCGGACGGAGAUCCAGCAGAUGAUGUACGUCUCUGGGGAGACGGCCGAAGCUUCUCCAGAAACCACGGGUAUGAUCGAGGAAAUCGUACGGCAACAAGUAAUUGAGAUGUUACGACAAUGCACUGAACAAGCAUCCCGACGAGGCAGCAGAUCCAUCUCAACCGACGACCUAAUUUUCCUCAUCCGGCAUGACCAAGCCAAAGUAUCCCGUCUGCGCACCUUUCUCUCCUGGAAAGACGUGCGCAAAAACGUCAAGGAUUCCGAUGAUAAAGGCGGUGAUGCAGACCUCGGAACCGGAGACGAACCGGUAGCAGCGGUUGCUGGUGGCCCAGUCGUCGACACAGCUAAGAAGAACAAGAAAGCCAAAGUCGGUCUACCAUGGGAGGUCCCAUCUUUCUACAACCAAGAGGUUCCGGAACGAGAUGAUGAGGAGGAUGAGGAUGAAGAGGAGAUGAACUAUGCCACCCUUCAACGUCUCAAGAAAGCAGAUGAACGCACUAAAGCAAUGACCAAGGAGGAGUACGUCACAUGGUCAGAAUAUCGCCAAGCUUCAUUUACCUUCCGCAAAGGCAAGAGGUUUAAGGAAUGGGCAGGCUUUGGCGUCGUGACAGACUCGAAACCCAAUGAUGACAUUGUCGAUAUUCUGGGCUUCCUGACUUUCGAAAUUGUUCAGACGCUCACAGAAGAAGCGCUCAAGAUCAAGGAGCAGGAAGAUUUGGGGAAGGAGAAGACGGGUGGUGAACAGGCGGGGAAGAAGCGUAAGCUUACGGGCUUGUUCGAUCCACCCUCUGAGGGGCGUACGCCGGUUGAGACGAGGCAUAUCCAAGAGGCGUUCCGGAGACUGCAGCAGCGGCCGAAUAAACAACGUGCUUUAUGUAACUUCACGCGGGGCCUGAAUAGAACUCCUUUGAAGCUCUUUUGA